This is a messenger RNA of Hibiscus syriacus, 1344 nucleotides long. RefSeq names its product probable BOI-related E3 ubiquitin-protein ligase 3. The transcript is spliced from 4 exons. Gene Ontology annotation, biological process: regulation of programmed cell death. The coding region runs from base 211 to 1197 and encodes 328 amino acids. The record is from RefSeq and is a predicted model, not a curated record. Gene Ontology annotation, molecular function: ubiquitin-protein transferase activity. NCBI's taxonomy places the organism in Eukaryota, Viridiplantae, Streptophyta, Magnoliopsida, Malvales, Malvaceae.
UUGCCAUACAUUUCUGCGGAAAUCAAUCUCGAUUUCCUUCUGACGCAAGCAGCAGGGCUGCCCUGCCGAGACCCCAGACCUUCAUAAACUGAAAUGGUCUUCACUGUUCAAUUAGCAAAUAAGACACAAGUCACUAAACAUGUCUGUAAAAAUGCAUUGUCUGUAAAGACCUAGAUUUUAGGAAUUUUCCACUCCUUUGUCUCAAAUUCCAUGGCUGUUGAAGCUAGGCAUCUCACUCUUUUCCCUCCUCAAUUCUUAGGAAACAGGGAAAUGAUGAAUCCCAUUGAAGCAAACGGGAAUCUGUAUCCGCCGGAGAUGGGAUACGUUUUUCCAACGGAGGCGGAAGGGUUGCUUCCUUUAUAUAACUCUUUGGUUAAAGAUCAAAAAGCUGCAGCGGCGGCGGUGAUGAAAUCAGAGAGUAGUUUGACGUACAACAAUGUUCUUCCGUUACCUAGAAAGCGUUCAAGGGAUUCCAUUAAUCCAAUCCUUUCGUUUCCUUCUCUUGUUCAGCAACCCCAUGGCAAUAUCAACAAUAGUAAAACUUGCUCUCCGUUUUCGUUUCUGGGUCAUGAUGUUUCCGUUCAUAUGGAGCAGCAACAGUUGGAUAUUGACCAUCUUGUCUCCCAACAUAUGGGGAGAAUGAGAGUGGAAAUGGAGGAGAAAAGGAAGAGGCAAGUGAGGAAGAUAAUGGAGGCAAUCGAAGGCGGUGUAGUGAAGAAGCUAAGAGCCAAAGAGGAAGAAAUCGAGAAGAUAAGGAAAUUAAAUUGGGCACUCGAAGAAAGGGUGAAGUCGCUGUGCAUAGAGAAUCAAAUAUGGCGAGACAUGGCUCAGACCAACGAAGCGACGGCCAACGCACUACGGACAAACCUAGAACAAGUCCUCGCCGCCGCUUGUACUCGUGGCGUAGAGGAGACUGCUGCCGCGGCGGAAGCGGCUGGAGACGAGGUUGAUGACGAGCAGUCUUGUUGCGGAAGCAGUCAUUGGGAAGUUGAGAAGCAGUGCAUCCCGGAAAAGACCGCCGAGGAAGGUGGCAUCGCCGGCGGGCGGUGGUGUAGGAAUUGCGGGAAGGUGGAAUCGUGUGUGCUGCUGUUACCAUGCAGGCAUUUGUGCUUGUGUACUACUUGCGGGUCGUCGGUUCAUAUUUGCCCCGUUUGUAAAUCCUCUAAAGAUGCUAGUGUCCAUGUUAACAUGGCAUAAGGCCCCCCCCCCCCCCCCCCCCAAAAAAAAAACUCAUUAUACCCGCAAAAAAUACCCACACAAUUCAAGAAAAAUGUUAGAUUUUCCAAAAUUUUGUAAUUAAUUAGAUUAAUUCUUUUUCUAUUUAAUUAGUUCAAUAUUUUAUCA